Symbiodinium pilosum is the source of this 312-nucleotide messenger RNA. The record is from the annotation of a GenBank genome assembly. Lineage: Eukaryota; Dinophyceae; Suessiales; Symbiodiniaceae.
AUGAUCCGAGCACGCGGUGACGGUAGCGACACGCGAGAUCAGAUUCCAUACGACCAGCUUGACGGCUGCCAAGCGCGCGAUAUUGAGCGAGCGCUUGUGGAUGGCAAGGCAUCCUACUGGCAUUUAAACGCCAUGACAACGGCCGGCUUGGCCCACAGCAUUGUCGGCAUGGUUUGCAAGGCGAUCCCCAUCACGGCCAUUGAGCCCUUUGGAGCUGGAGUUUCUAUUGACUCCGGGGACAUCUGUGGUGGCAUCAAGGACGUGUUGGCGACCACGAAGAAUGCGGUGGAAGCAUACAGGCCUUCCCACUAG